Molecule: messenger RNA, 4813 nt
Organism: Physeter macrocephalus (sperm whale)
Lineage: Eukaryota; Metazoa; Chordata; Mammalia; Artiodactyla; Physeteridae
Gene: LDLRAD4
Product: low density lipoprotein receptor class A domain containing 4
Biological process (GO): negative regulation of transforming growth factor beta receptor signaling pathway
Cellular component (GO): Golgi membrane; early endosome membrane
Molecular function (GO): R-SMAD binding
Source: RefSeq, a predicted model, not a curated record
CUUCAUGACAUUGGAUUUGGCAAUGAUACCUUGGAUCUGACACCAAAAGCACAAGCAACCAAAGAAAAAAAUAGGUAAAUUGGACUUCAAAAAUUAAAAACUUAAACUUGUCAAAGGACACUAUCAAGAGAGUGAAAAGGCAACUCACAGAAUGGGAGAAAAAUAUUUGCAAAUCAGGUAUCUGAUGAGGGAUUAAUAUCCAAAAAAUAUAAAGAACAUUUACAACUCAGCAACAAAAUAAGUGAACCUAAUUUUAAAAUAGGCAAAGGACCUGAGUAGGUAUUUCUCCAAGGAAGAUAUACAGAUGGCCAAUAAGCAUAUGAGAAGAGCUCAGAUCACUAAUUGUGACGGUUAAUUUUAUGUGUCAACUUGACUGAGCUAAGCAAUGUGUCUAUGGGAGUAAUUCUGGAAGAGAUUACCAUUUGACUCAGUAGACGGAGUGAAGAAAAUCUGCCCUCGCCAAUGUGGGUGAGCAUCAUCCAAUCCCUUGAGGGCCUGAGUUAAAAAAAAAAAAAAUGGAGGAAGGGCAAGUUCUUUUUUUCUCUCUUGAGCUGGGAUGUCGAUUUUCUCCUGCCUUUGGACAUCAGAGCUCCUGGUUUUGGGGUCUUUAGAGUCCAAGACAUAUACCAGUGGACACACAUCCACCCCACCCCCCCCAGUUCUCAGCCCUUCGUAUUUGGACUGAAUUAUACCACUGGCUUUUCUGGGUCUCCAUCUUGCACAGAGCAGAUUGUGGGACUUCUCUGCCUCCAGAAACAUGCAGCCAAUUCCUACAAUCAAUCAAUCAAUCUCCUAUUGGUUCUGUUUCUCUGGAGAACCCUGACUUAAUACACUAAUCAUACACAAAUAAAAACCAUAGUGAGAGGGGCUUUCCUGGUGGCACCGUGGUUAAGAAUCCGCCUGCCAAUGCAGGGGACACGGGUUCGAGCCCUGGGUCGGGGAGAUCCCGCAUGCCGCGAAGCAACUAAGCCCGUGCACCACAACUACUCAGCCUGCGCUCUGGAGCCCGUGAGCCACAACUACUGAAGCCCACGUGUUUAAAUCUCGUGCUCCGUAACAAGAGAAGCCACCGCAGCGAGAAGCCCGCAAACCGCAACGAAGAGUAGCCCCCGCACGCCACAACUAGAGAAAGCCUGCGCUUAGCAACAAAGCGCGAACAAAGACCCAACUCAGCCAAAAAUUAUUUUUUUUUAAAAAACCAUAGUGAGAUGCCACAUCACACCCACUGGAGUGACUAUUAGCAAGAAACCAGAAAAUAACAAGUGUUGGCAAGGAUGUGAUGAAAUUGGAACCGAAAUGGUACCACUGCUAUGGAAAACAGUAGUGGUUCCCCCCCACCCCAAAUUAAACACAGAAUCACCGUAUGACCCAGAAAUUCUACUUCUGGGUGUAUCCUCAAAAGAAUGAAAAGCAGAGAUUCAAAGAGAUAUUUAUACACCCCUGUUCAUAGCAGCAUUCAUGACAGCCAAAAAGGGGAAACAACCAAAGUAUCUAUGAAUAACAAAAUAUGUUAUGUACCUACAGUGGAGUAUAUUAGCUUUAAAAAGGAAUGAGAUGCUGACACAGGUUGCAACAUGGAUGAAUCUUAAAGACAUUAUGCUCAGUGAAAUAAGGACACUAUUGUAUGAUUCCACUUAGACAAGGUUCCUAGAAUAGUCAGAUUCAUAGAGACAGAAGGUAGAAUGGUGGUCAGCAGGGGCUGAGGGGAGGAAGGAAUGGGGUGUUAGUGUUCAGUGAGUACAGCGUUUUCAGUUUGGGAAGAAGACAAAUUCUGGAGAUGGAUGGGGGUGAUGGGUGCGUGGCAACAAGGGUAUACUUAAUGCCACAGAACUGUAUGCUUUCAAAUGAUUAAAAUAGUAAAUGUUAUGUAUAAUGUACCACAACUUUAGAAAAGACAAUUUUGAUUUUCCACUCACCACCCAGCCCACAGAAAGUGCCAAACAGAUUUAAAAGGAAAAAAUCCAGUCAUUGUGUUCCAGGUCUGCAGACGACACAUGUGGAUCGUUGGGAUCAUAAAGACAAUCACUUGGAAGAGCACGUGAUUUUUUUUAUCUUUAAUGCAGACGUUUUAGUGUCAGGCAGAUUCAACUUAAUGGGAAAAUUUUCUGGCCACGUGGCUGUUUACCAUUCAGAAGGAGGAAAAUACAAUGCAGAUUCUUUGAGGGUAAAGGAACCUGGAAAUGCACAUCUUCAAGCCUGCGAGAUCCGGAGUUGUCCUGUGUCCCUUUUUCAGAAGAUGCAGAUUCACUAGAGCCCCUCAGGGUGGCCCAAGGCUUUCGUGGGCCUGGGUCCUGGUGGCCAUGCUCCCCGGGGCACCCACGGAGGCAUCUGCAGGGCCACCAGGGACGCAAGGGCGCCGGAGGUGCUCUGUGGACGCAACGCGGAAUGAGGGAACAGUUUUCACAAGCAAACAGCUACGAAAGACGCAGUGUGUAUGGGCCCGCGUAGCGAUACUAGCAAGAUUUUGUUCCUGUUGCUCAAAACUCUGUGAGCUGCUAUCUUAUUUCCCAGCUUAUUCCGUCGUGGUCAGAGGACCCGGCUUUCGGGUAGGGUGGCGAAGGGUGGCGGGGCGGCCAGGCCCUCGUCUCGCAGGGCUGUUCCCGGUGCACCAGCAGAGGCCAACCUCAUGGCCUCCCCUCCGAAGCCUGAGCUCAAGGCAGCCGCCAGCGAGCAGCUGAGUGAGCAGUAGGGGCGGCGGCCAACGGGAAGAACGGGGGCGUGCCCUGCGGAGGCUGUGGCGGUGCAGACCCGUCCCGUGACGAUGGCCCCUGGAUGUCCCCACUCCCCGCCCCCGCCCCGCCUCCCCUCCGCGCCAGGAGCAGGCCGAAUGGCCAGAGAGGUCGGGAGGGACCAGGAGGGGUGGAGUCAAGGGGAGGGGCAGCAAGAAACCUGGGAGGAGGCCGGGAAGCGCGUGGAUUUAGAAACAGGUAGGUUGAUGUGACUUUGGUGAAAUACAGGAUUGUGUGCAAGGUUUGGUGUGAAUCUCUUUUAGGCAUUUUCCCAGUUUUGCUAAUUUCUAGGGAAAUAAAGCCAUUGAGAAUAGUUAUUGCCGUUUUCAGAAAACGUGCUACUACCCCUCUUCUGGGUCCCUUCCUGCCCACUUCAUUUGGUGCUGUGACAUCUGGUUGUCAGGCUGCGCGCCCUGUGCUUUAAUCUGCUGUUGCCAAGGGUGGAAUUCUUAGCAACAGUGGAGGAUGCUCUGUGCUGUUCUCAACGCGGGAGUGACAUCUCCCUUGACGCAAAGGAGCAUGCCUAGGGCUCGGACACCUGGUUAGAGCCACCCUGUCGCCGUUACAUAGUUGUACAGUCAGAUCUAGGGAUGCCACCUGCUCACAGUGAGGGGGGCCGUGGUGGAUGCCCGCCUGCAAGGAACAGGGGAGGUCGCUUUCACUUCUGAAGACCUGGGGCUGUUUGACCUCCCAAGUCUACCGGUGGGCACUUUCAGGUCACAGGAGGCCAUGAUGGCAGGAAGUUGUGCACACUCCUGGGAAUCCAAAAAUACAGGCACUUCUCUGCCCCCGACCCCGUUCUUCUCUUACUAGUCACAAAAGCCCCACAGACCCUGCUAUAGCCAACAACUGGGGUUCAAAAGGGAUACCACACUGAAAUUCUCCGUAGACAAGUUUAUGGUGUUAGAAGUGACCCUUAAUCAUGCCUACUGUUUGCUCAUCACCUUGUUGGUCUGGCCUUUUUUUUUUUUUUUUGGUUGCGCUGGGUCUUAGUUGUGGCUCAUCAGCUCCUUAGUUGCGGCAUGCGAACUCUUAGCUGUGGCAUGCAUGUGGGAUCUAGUUCCCUGACCAGGCAUUGAACCCAGGCCCCCUGCAGUGGGAGCAUGGAGUCUUAACCACUGCACCACCAGGAAAGUCCCUGGCCAAACAUUUUUGAAAGAUUACUAAGCAACUAGAUGUCCGGUUCCACACUCCUCGUGAGCAUUUGUACUGAGGAAUCAAUUCAUGAGAAGAUGCACAGGGGGCUCGUAGGUUUGGGAAACUCAGUCUGAAAGCCAACCAGUGUGGAUGGGCACACCGUUCAAGGCUACUGUGGGGAGACCCGAACUGUUUGACUUUCCUGUGGCCACGACUCCUCUGGGGGUGCAGGUAACAAAAGGCUGGGGCUUUGUGGUUCCGGGUGUUAAACAGCCUGAGCUCAGCUGAGUGUGAUCCCUUGGCUUUGGGUGCUGCUGCAUGUAACUAAUGAUCUUCCUGUGAUGUCCCCCACCCCCCACAACCAGGAAGGGCGCCUGUGGCCUUCAGACAGAUCUGGACCUCGGCCAGCCUCAGAGAUCAUGUACGCCCCGCGGUCCAGGAAUGGGGGGACUGCCCCAACCUUUCUCCAGAGGGAUCGGUUCAGCCGCUUCCAGCCCACCUACCCCUACGUGCAGCACGAGAUCGACCUUCCCCCCACCAUCUCCCUGUCGGACGGGGAGGAGCCACCUCCUUACCAGGGGCCCUGCACCCUGCAGCUCCGGGACCCCGAACAGCAGAUGGAACUCAACCGAGAGUCUGUGAGGGCCCCGCCCAACCGAACCAUAUUUGACAGCGAUUUGAUAGACGUGUCCGUCUACAGCGGGGGCCCACGCCCACCCAGCAGCAAUUCGGGCAUCAGUGCCAGCACCUGCAGCAGUAACAGGAGGAUGGAGGGGCCACCCCCGGCCUACAGCGAGGUGAUGGGCCACUGCCUGGGCGCCACUCUCUUCCACCCCCAGCACAGCAGCAUGCACAGGGGGAGCAGACUGCCACUCCAGCGGGACGGCCUGGGGGGCACCGAGCUGCCCGUCCAGGGCAAGGACAGGAAGCCCGGGAACCUCAUCUGA